CUUUUGAUCGGAGAUUGCUAAAUAAGACGGCGAAAGAAACUCCGUUGUCUUCGUCCAUGACCUCCGAGUAUAAACUGUUGUACGCUUGACUUCGGAUACACUAUGCCUUUAAGCUGUUAAGAAAUCUCGUAUAUAGACAAGGGAAUAUGACGUUUGGCAAUGAUGAAACAGCAGUAAAAGUUUGCAGCAUGUUAUAGAAGACCUUGAAAAAGAUAAUGUUGUGGAAGAUUUUGCAAAUAUAAAUUCGCCUGCUGGAAGUCGUUUCUUAUGAGGCUCUUCAGAUUGUCCAAGUCCAUCAUCUCUAGUCUUCCAUCAGGAUCCUGCCAAAAAUCUGAAAUUUCAGAGCGGUGUAGUUCAGAGAGGGAAAGAGUGUGGGAUCUACACAUUCUGUGAGAAAAAAAAAAGACAGUCUUCACUGAUUAUGGUUAUUAGUUAGACUGUGUCCGGAUUCAAGUGCCAUCUGGAGGUCUCUCCCUGUGAGUGAAAUCUAGAGACAGAGGAGGCAACAAGUGAAAUGUUUCAGGAUGGGUAUAGAUCCUCAGGAAGUGGCGGAGGACUGUCGACAACGGCUGUAUCAAAUGGUGGAUGGAGAAUCCGUGGUUUUUUACGCGGUUGGCAGAUCCAGAAUACCUUAUUUAACAUCAAGAUCAUGAUUCUCUGCGGCUUCGUGACCAUUCUCAUCCUACUUGGCACAAUCAGUAUUGGGAACUUUGGAAGCUCCAACGCCGACUCUGUUAAUCAGAGUUUCAUCAAGGAAACCAUUCCGAUUCUCGCGGAGAUCCCAUCUGAUUCGCAUUCGACGGACUUGGCCGAGCCGCCUAAAGCUGAUAUUAGUCCCAAUACGAUGGACUUGGCUGAGCCGCCUAAAGCUGAGAUUAGUCCCAAUGCGACGUACUUGGAUGAGCCGCCUAAAGCUGAGGUUAGUCCCAAUGCGACGUACUUGGAUGAGCCGCCUAAAGCUGAGGUUAGUUCCAAUGCGACGUACACUCUAGGGCCCAGAAUCACCAACUGGGAUAGUCAACGCAAGGUAUGGCUGAAUCAGAACCCUGAGUUUCCUAGUAUUGUCAAUGGCAAAGCUCGAAUAUUGCUUCUCACUGGGUCUUCCCCGGGACCCUGCGAUAAACCAAUAGGAGACUAUUAUCUAUUGAAAUCCGUGAAGAACAAGAUUGAUUAUUGUAGACUCCACGGGAUAGAGAUUGUGUAUAACAUGGCGCAUUUAGAUGAGGAACUCUCAGGGUAUUGGACGAAAUUACCUAUGAUUAGGACACUAAUACUGUCUCAUCCAGAGGUAGAAUGGAUUUGGUGGAUGGAUAGUGAUGCUUUGUUCACUGAUAUACUGUUUGAGAUCCCGUUGCCUCGGUAUGAAAAUCAUAAUCUGGUGAUACACGGUUAUCCGGACUUGCUGUUCAACCAAAAGUCAUGGAUUGCAUUGAACACGGGUAUCUUUCUGUUGAGAAAUUGUCAGUGGUCAUUAGAUUUAUUAGAUGCUUGGGCCCCAAUGGGACCAAAAGGGACGAUCCGUGACGAAGCUGGGAAGAUACUGACAGCUUAUCUGAAAGGCAGGCCAGCAUUUGAGGCCGAUGAUCAAUCGGCGUUGAUAUAUCUCUUGCUUUCGCAGAAGGAUAAAUGGAUAGAGAAGGUUUAUGUGGAGAAUCAAUACUACUUGCACGGGUUUUGGGAGGGUUUGGUUGAUAGGUAUGAAGAGAUGAUAGAGAAGUAUCAUCCAGGAUUGGGCGAUGAGAGAUGGCCCUUUGUGACACAUUUUGUGGGGUGCAAACCGUGUGGCAGGUAUGCUGAUUAUGCAGUGGAUAGAUGCUUCAAGAGCAUGGAGAGGGCUUUUAAUUUUGCAGAUAAUCAAGUGCUUAAGCUGUAUGGGUUUAGCCACAGGGGAUUGUUGAGCCCCAAGAUUAAGAGGAUCAGAAACGAGACAGUUUCUCCUUUGGAGUCAGUAGAUAAGUUUGAUAUUCGAAGAAUGCGCGUGGAAACCAAACCAUAGAGCUAGGAAAAUCAAUGAGCGAAGGGAAUCACAGCUUGGAAAGAUUACGGGAAACAUAUAGCCAUAUAGGAGAUAUACAAAAUACUAACAAACAUAAUGCAAUUUGUUUGCCUAUAGCUGCACUUGUACCUUGUGCUUCAUUUGUCUGUUGUUGUUAAAGAGAAGUUUUAGCUGUCAAAUUCUUAUUCCAUAGAUGUUUCCUGUCAUUUUUGGUCAAUAUAUGGAGAAAUUUGAU
Messenger RNA from Arabidopsis arenosa, 2231 nucleotides. Lineage: Eukaryota; Viridiplantae; Streptophyta; Magnoliopsida; Brassicales; Brassicaceae. The record is from the annotation of a GenBank genome assembly.